UUCUGGCCGGGCGUGGUGCAGGGUUCGCCCUGGAGGGACCCGCGCCUGGCCGGCCCGGCCCACGCUGGCGGGGUCCUGGACAAGGAUGGCAAGAAGAAGCACUCGCGGCCGACCUUCUCGGGCCAGCAGAUCUUCGCGCUGGAGAAGACUUUUGAGCAGACCAAGUACUUGGCAGGUCCGGAGCGUGCGCGCCUCGCCUACUCCCUGGGCAUGACCGAGAGCCAAGUCAAGGUGAGGCGGCUGCGGCCUGGGCGGUCCCCCGCGGAUCCCGCUGCGACCAAAUUGACCCGGUCCCCCGCGUCCUGCGAACGGUCU
Messenger RNA from Vicugna pacos (alpaca), 315 nucleotides. NCBI's taxonomy places the organism in Eukaryota, Metazoa, Chordata, Mammalia, Artiodactyla, Camelidae. The record is from RefSeq and is a predicted model, not a curated record.